Molecule: messenger RNA, 450 nt
Organism: Cynara cardunculus var. scolymus (artichoke)
Lineage: Eukaryota; Viridiplantae; Streptophyta; Magnoliopsida; Asterales; Asteraceae
Product: actin-depolymerizing factor 7-like
Exons: 3
Coding region: 1-450 (149 amino acids)
Biological process (GO): actin filament depolymerization
Cellular component (GO): cytoplasm; actin cytoskeleton
Molecular function (GO): actin filament binding
Source: RefSeq, a predicted model, not a curated record
AUGUCGACAAAAUGUUGUAUUUUGGUUGUACAAGCUAACGCGGCAUCUGGAAUGGCUGUGCAUGACGCAUGCAAGUUGAAGUUCUUGGAGUUGAAAGCUAAGAGAAACUACCGAUUCAUAGUGUUCAAGAUUGAAAACCGUACGCAUCAAGUUGUCGUGGAGAAGCUAGGCCAACCAGACGACACCUAUGAAGAUUUUCAAAAAAGCUUUCCAGCCAAUGAAUGCCGUUAUGCCGUCUAUGACUUCGAUUUCACCACCAACGAGAACUGCCAAAAAAGCAAAAUUUUCUUUGUUGCAUGGUCUCCAGAUUCAUCAAAGGUGAGAAGUAAGAUGAUAUAUGCCAGCUCUAAGGACAGGUUCAAGAGAGAACUAGACGGGAUCCAAGUCGAAGUCCAAGCAACAGACGCCAGUGAGAUGACUCUUGACGUCAUUAAAUCAAGAGCAUUGUAA